GUGAGUUAGUUUUCCAGGAUGCAUCAAAAUCCAGCCUGGGACAGUGUCAACAACGCUGCAGUUGUAUCGGAUGAAUCUGCAACCUCCUCCUUCGUAAUCAACACCAACCUAAACAAUAGACAAAUUGAACAAUAA
This is a messenger RNA of Acanthoscelides obtectus, 135 nucleotides long. NCBI's taxonomy places the organism in Eukaryota, Metazoa, Arthropoda, Insecta, Coleoptera, Chrysomelidae. The record is from the annotation of a GenBank genome assembly.